AUGACCAAUAGAGUUAGGCACCUCUUCGCAGAAGGGGCAAAAAGUAGUAUCAAUCUUGCCAUAAGAGAAGAGGGAAGCUUGGGUGGGAAGCCUAUGCUUGGCGAUAAACCAAAGGUGAAGUUGAGCUCAGUCGCACCGGCAUUGGCGCAAGACACCAUUUUUGCUUCCCCGGCAGCUCGCGCCGCGCACUCCAAUGGCCCACAGCCUUUGCCGCAUCGCGUCCCGCCUCGCCGCCGCCGCCUACCGCCGAGCCGGACCCAAAGCGCCGACCUUGCCGGGAGCCGCCGCCGCCGCGCCGCCGCCGUUCUCCAGAGCUUUCUCGGCGAGCUCCGGCGGAGGCGACCCAUCCUUCCCCGGCCCGGCUCCGGCUCCGGCUCCGGCUCCGGCUCGGGCCAUUAUGACGACGGGGGUUGGGAUUCGGUCUCGUCGUGGUCCACGGGCAUGACCAAGGACUACUUCGACGGGGAAGCGGUGGGUCGCCGGACGGGCCCGAGCCCCAGCACGAGCGCGACCGCGACCGCCCCCGGCCAAAACCCUGGCUCGAACCCUUACGAGUCGAUGAUGAUCUCGGAUUUGCAGGAAGUCGAGGAUAAGUUGAGGGAACUGGAGGAAGAGAACAGGAAGAGCAAGGCGUAUGUGGACGGCUGGAGCGAGAGGCUGAGAGAGAUCAGCGUGUUGCUGAAGCAGGUGCGGGAGCCCGGGGCAAGGGGAUCGUAUUUGAAGGACUCGGAGAAGGCGGAGAUGUACCGGCUGCACAAGCAGGAUCCGGAGGUUUACACUGUGGAGAAGCUGGCCAAAGAUUAUAGGAUCAUGAGGCAGAGAGUGCACGCUAUCCUUUGGUUGAAGGAGAUGGAGGAGGAGGAGGAGAAGAAGCUUGGCCACCCUUUGGAUGAUUCGGUCGAGCUCUUGCUCGAUACUUGCCCCGAAUUUUUCAAUUCCCAUUGCAGGGAGUUUCAUGUGGCAUCCCUUCCCUACAAACCUGACUUCAAGGUUAUGCCAGAGGGUUGGGAUGGAACUGUCAAAGAUCUAGAUGAGGUCCACUAUGAGAUCUCAAAGAAAGAAGAUGAAAUGCUGUAUCAAGAGUUUGUCCAAAAAUUGAACUUCAACAAGAUGAAAGUGGCUGGGAAGGUGAAAUGCCACAAGUAUAGCCGACGUCGGCCUUCAGAAGGAUGGAAUAUCACAGUCGAAAAACUCGGACCACGUGGGAAACGUGGAGGUGGUGGAGGAUGGAAAUUCGUAAGCUUACCUGAUGGAUCUAGCCGGCCGCUUAAUGAGAUGGAGAAAAUGUACGUGCGGAGGGAGACACCACGUCGCAGACGCAGGAUACUCCCUUGAUCACUUUAGAUUCUGUUAUUGCUUUUUUCAAAUGGCGCGUGACAUGAUUAGGUACUAUUACUUGGGAAAUGUCUGUUUCUUUCCUCUUCCUUUUAUGCAUCUUUGUGCUGUUAGUGCACCUUUUUUAUCUCUCCUCUUUCUGCUGUGUAGUCACAAUUCAGCUGUAGUACUUAUAAUAAAGGCCACAAAUUUUUUGUCUA
Molecule: messenger RNA, 1535 nt
Organism: Eucalyptus grandis
Lineage: Eukaryota; Viridiplantae; Streptophyta; Magnoliopsida; Myrtales; Myrtaceae
Product: protein GAMETE CELL DEFECTIVE 1, mitochondrial
Exons: 4
Coding region: 1-1335 (444 amino acids)
Source: RefSeq, a predicted model, not a curated record